Rasamsonia emersonii CBS 393.64 is the source of this 300-nucleotide messenger RNA. RefSeq lists its product as uncharacterized. The record is from RefSeq and is a predicted model, not a curated record. The annotation marks the transcript as partial. Lineage: Eukaryota; Fungi; Ascomycota; Eurotiomycetes; Eurotiales; Trichocomaceae. The transcript has a single exon.
CCCCCCCCCCUCCCCCCAACCUCCGAUGAGGUGAGCUCAGGGCGGCGCUGCUCACCUACUAGAACCGGAAGGCUAGUUGACUGGGUGCUCGUAGAUUUUUGCUCGGUAGGUGAUCGGAGCUUUUUUCUGGCUGCUCCAGCCGCAGGUAAGCCAUUAGUAGUUAGUACCGAUUCAGCUGGCUCGUGUGAGGGGAACGCUAAACCAGAAAAGGGUGCCUAUUUGCCAACAAAAUGGAUCCCGUCCUUGCCCGCGAGAAUCCUACAAGCGUCCUACGGUCCUACCAAUCCUUUGCAGCGGUAG